Molecule: messenger RNA, 1411 nt
Organism: Ctenocephalides felis (cat flea)
Lineage: Eukaryota; Metazoa; Arthropoda; Insecta; Siphonaptera; Pulicidae
Product: DNA fragmentation factor subunit beta-like
Exons: 7
Coding region: 7-1236 (409 amino acids)
Biological process (GO): apoptotic process; apoptotic DNA fragmentation
Cellular component (GO): cytoplasm; nucleus
Molecular function (GO): DNA endonuclease activity
Source: RefSeq, a predicted model, not a curated record
UCAACAAUGGUUGUGAUAAAAGUGACAAAUGUUGAAAGAACCAAAAAAGUCGGGGUAGUUGCCCGAAAUUUGGAAGAAUUCCACCACAAAGUUAUGACGAAGUACAAGUUGACCGAUAAACAACUGAUGAAAGACGUAACAUAUCAUUUAACUUCUGAUGGUGUCUUGAUCGAUUGUGAUGAAUAUUUUCAAACCCUCGAACCACAGACAUCUGUGAUGAUGGUACUCAAAGAACAAAAGGAUUAUAUUAAAACAGAUUUUGAGUUUCUUAUGGAAAACAUCAGGGUGUGGCAAAAAGAUUAUCUGAACGCUGGAAAAAGUGUUGAGUUAUUCAUAAAGCAAAAUAAUGAUAAAAUCUUUUCUGAAAUUUUUGCUGCUCUUAAAAGCUCUAAACUUGUACCUCAUCAUGAACGAAUUGGGAUAUCUGAUAAAUAUCUGAAACAUGAUUGUAUUGAAGAUAAACUUUGGUUUGAAGGUUUGGAAACAAAUGCCAAAACUAAAGAAUUGUACAUGUUUAAAAAAGCACAAGACCGUAUUCGCUCAUAUUUCUACAAAACCAAAGACGAUCUCUAUCACUCUAUUGAAUAUAGAGAAAAUAAACUUGCAAAAUCUGAAAUCGACUUCUUGAUCAAUAACUUCAAAAAAUGGUUGAUACAUUACGGAUUUUUCGGACACAUUUUCGAUAGAACUAAAUACACACAAAUAAAUAAAUUGGACGAAACCAAUGCUGAUGAUAACAUACUAAAAGCAAAAAAACUGAAACUAAUGAAAGACGAUAACAACUUGACGGUUUUGGAAAAAAGUCUUUCGAUCUUCCCUUUGAAAAAAACUGCAGUUUGCGAUUCUCUCGGAAAAUUUUCAUGCCAAGGUGCUUGGAACAAAGUUUGCUGCGUUUAUGGAGAUCAUGUUAUCAACCCUUAUAUAUCGAGAGAGUACAGGAUUUUGUUUCAGACUUGGAACUUGGAUCAUCAGGUGGAAAAGUCGCGUACGGUCAUUCCAAAUAUAUUAAAAAAUGUUAAAUAUUUGAUUGAUGACCAGGCUACAUGUCUUGUGCACCCUGAUAGACCAGCAGUUCACCUAACUCAGGUAAUAUAUUUUUUGGAGCUAUUCACUAUGGCAAAUUUGAAACUAGUUCAUAUAGUUUGCCAUGAUAAAAAAGCACAUGAAUUGCAAUCUUCUGGAGGUUGUUUGUGCACAGAAUGCCAUGAUCAAGAACAAAAAAAGAUGUCGUUUUAAAUACGGUUGCAUUUCCUCAUGCUAAUUCGGACACCAGUGCUUCCUUCUUCUAAAGCCGAAUUUUGAUGGCCAUCAGGGCCAUCCAGACAAGCAGAUGCACAUUCUGAGAAAGGGCUCCAGGGCGUCCAGGCUGGCCCUUGGGUGUAGGAUGACGACAUUACGUCAUCUGCCGAAA